Molecule: messenger RNA, 1405 nt
Organism: Lathyrus oleraceus (garden pea)
Lineage: Eukaryota; Viridiplantae; Streptophyta; Magnoliopsida; Fabales; Fabaceae
Exons: 9
Coding region: 210-1151 (313 amino acids)
Cellular component (GO): chloroplast
Source: RefSeq, a predicted model, not a curated record
UCAAAAUGUGAAGUCUUAGAAAAUGCAAAAAAGAAAAGUACUAGCAAAUUGAGUUUUUUCCCCUUAAUAAUAAUUGUAAUAAAAACACGUUAUCUAGUUUGAGAUAAGUGAAGUGACAUGCAAAUUUAACAUUUUCUGUGGGGGUUUUCGUGGCUGAUACAGAGUAUUGCCACUGCAUAGGUUCAAAUCUUCAAUCAAUCAAAGUUGAGAUGAAAACAAUGGCUUCACCUUCUCUUCAAUUUCAUCUUCUUCCAUCUCUCUCCAAAUUCUGGUCUUCAAUAUCCCCUCUUUCCCAACAUCACACCCAUCCAUUCUCUUCCACAACCUCUCUCAGAUUCACUUCCACCAAUUCCACUACCACUUUUACUCCCAAACCUCUCUCUCCGUGUUUCGCUCUAACAGAAUCCAACUCGCCUAAUUCCACACAACCCGACCCAAAAACUCUUCUCCAAGACAUUGCCGAAAGUUUUGAUCUUCCUUCUGAUUACUUUGCAAAGUUUCCCAAAGAUCUUCGAUUAGAUCUAAAUGAUGCUGCGUUCGACCUUUCAAAUGGACCAAUCUUGGAUGAGUGUGGCAAAGAGUUAGGAGAGACAUUGCUAAACCUCUCUCGAGCAUGGGAGGUUGCUGAUACAUCAUCCUCUCGCUCUUUAGUGGCAAAGCUUCCUUUGAUUGAGGCUAGUUUGACAGGCACUGCCAAGUCAGCACUUGGAAAACGUUUGGUAGCCGCUGGAAGAAGGUUUCAGUCAAUGGGACAAUAUGGUCAAGGUGAGACACAAAAGAUUGCAAAGGCAAUGAUUGCGGCUGGGAGAGCUUUAUCUGCUUAUUCAACAUCUGCAGUUAUUGAUAAACAACCCAAGGAGGAGACUAAGACGCUGAAGUUUGGAGCAUUGCAAGUUGAAAUUACUCCCACUAAAGCCAAUAUAGGGGCUGCAAUUGCAUUAGUUUUUGGGAUUCUUACAUGGGAGAUAGCUCAGGGAGUUCAAAGCACUCCAGAGAAUUCUUUGCAGUAUGCAAAUGACAAUGCGUUGAUGCUUGCUAAGUCUUUGAGGGGAACACUGCUUGCUCUUUUUUACGCCUCCACGUUCUUGUCUGCACUUACUUCGGCAGGGCUUGUUUUACUUGGUAUACAACUUAAAUCAGAGAAAAAUUGAGCUUUGUGUGUGCUUCCUUCGCUCGGUUUUGCUUGCAAAUGCUGGAGAAGCUGCACAGUGUAAGUUUGUGAGUAUUAGUAUACAAUCAUAAUACCAAACUCGUGACACGGUUUGAAAAUAUUGUCCUAACCAUCCAGAUUGAGUCAGGUUUCUUUCAUCUAUCCUGCCAAUUUUCUAAUGUGUAAACUUUAUAUCAUGUAAAUAGACACAUUCAGUUUUAAACUUCUUAUGGAUGGAGUGAUGUGUGUACUUCA